AGCGGGUCGGGCUGUCCAGGGUCGGGCUGUCCGGUGGUCGGGCUGUCCCGGAACCGGCCUAGUUGGCUUACCAUAACUCCUUACAUGUUACGGCAAUCAUGGCGUCGCUGUGCAGAUUUCGUGUUCUCUCAAGUAUUCAGAAUUUUGCCAGAAUUCAGCAUAUCAGAAGUAUUGCAACCCGAAGUUCAUCAUUUGCUGCUUUGCAACAGGGUUUUGGGAAUUCAAGAUGCAAUCAGAAUAAUCUUAAACAGAGAAUUACAGAGCUGAACAGGCCAGUACGUCAUUAUGGAUCAGCUGCCGAGAUGACCAUAUCCAGUAUCCAGGAAAGAUGUACGCUAGUCCUUAAACUAUUUGAUAAGGUGGACCCAGAUAAGGUGACACUUGAUGCCAAAUUUGCAGAAGAUCUUGGAUUGGAUAGUUUAGAUGCAGUGGAGAUUAUCAUGGCAAUGGAGGAUGAGUUUGGAGUUGAGAUCCCAGAUGAGACUGCAGAGAAGCUCUUGAAUCUGAAGGAUGUUGUCGAGUGUCUAGCUGAUAGACUGGAUGUAGCUCACUAACAUUCAAUAUCAUUGUUUUGUAUUAUACAGAUUUAUUGUAUCAUUGGCCAUGACCAAGUAAAUGCAGUGAAGGCUCGAGGAUGCCCCCCUUCACUUCGAUCACACAGGGCUGUAGACUGGACUAGUAUUCCCAUCAUGCAAUGGAUGCAUCGUCAGGAUAUCUUCAUGUCCAGUCCACGUGAAUUGCUAAUCUGCUCUGGCAUUCAUGAAUUUUAUUUGUAUUAAAAUGUCAAAAGUCACAUGUAUAUCAUUCUGAUAGAUCUCUACAAUAAUCUACAUACUGAUGAGCUCCUUGAUUUUCUAGCUUUAUUGAAAUGCUAUUCCCACUUUGAGGUUUUGUUUCUCCUUUAAAAUUUUAUAUCGCGUCACCUCAAACAUCUACCUGAAAAGCUGAGAAAUGUGAUUUGUGUAUUAUGUAUAGAAUUAAAAAACCCAGAAUAAUUGUGCUAUGAAAGUGCAUCCACCCAAUACAAGAAUGACUCCUUUGGGUUUUUGUAUUGGUUGAUAAAUCCUAUGUAUUAUCUUCCCACCAUCAGGCGUUCCCAUGUAAUAACACUGAAAAUAAUUAUCUGGAAUGUAGAUACGAGCUGUUCAAGUAAGGGUUGGAGAUUCCGUUAAAGAAUCUGGUUCAAUCCAGAAUGAAUAGGUUGGGUCUGGUUCUUAAUCUGGCUUGGUCUGGCUGGUGUUGGAUAAAGCCAGUUACCCUUGCACUUCUCGAACACCUACACGUGUGAAUAAAUGGUUGUAAUUUGAUUUGAUCAGAGUAUUUGGUAGCAAUUAAAACGUUUUGACGACACCAGUGAA
Messenger RNA from Lytechinus pictus (painted urchin), 1358 nucleotides. Its product is annotated as acyl carrier protein, mitochondrial-like. Bases 99 to 554 code for a protein of 151 amino acids. Gene Ontology annotation, cellular component: mitochondrion. The record is from RefSeq and is a predicted model, not a curated record. Gene Ontology annotation, molecular function: acyl carrier activity; acyl binding. The transcript is spliced from 5 exons. NCBI's taxonomy places the organism in Eukaryota, Metazoa, Echinodermata, Echinoidea, Temnopleuroida, Toxopneustidae. Gene Ontology annotation, biological process: fatty acid biosynthetic process.